Molecule: messenger RNA, 1591 nt
Organism: Pogonomyrmex barbatus (red harvester ant)
Lineage: Eukaryota; Metazoa; Arthropoda; Insecta; Hymenoptera; Formicidae
Product: queuosine 5'-phosphate N-glycosylase/hydrolase
Source: RefSeq, a predicted model, not a curated record
GACGGGACGCAAAGCAUCCAAAGAGAGAAUAAUCGUACGAAAGAAGUUUGAAAUAAAUUGUGGCAUCAUGGCCCUGAUGCCGAAGGAGUCCGCGAAGCUGGUUGCCGGCUUGGCGAAGGACGUGUUCGUCGAGCAGGCAGGCGUGAAGAAGCUGGCUUUGGCGGUUCUCAAUGGUCUCAAGACUGGCAAGAUUCGUCCAGGCAAUUUCUCACAGAUCAAGUAUCACCCGAGACCCGACGAUCCCAGGGCGGCGGACUGGAUCUUCGUGCUGGACACGCUGAACUUCUCCUUCUGGACCGAGACAGGUACGAAGAAAUGGAGGGUCAACAAGGAAACCGGCUACUUCGCGUUCUGUGCCGCCGUCAAGCGGGCGAUCGACGCGGGGAAACCGAUGUGGGAUCCCAAAUAUUAUUCGCAGAUAACGUUGCAGGAUGCCGAGACCAUCUUCCGGGGCGACGACGAAGUCGGCAUUCCACUUAUACAUGAGAGAGUCAAGGGUUUGCAGGAGGCGGGAAAGGUCCUGUUGGACAAGUAUCAUGGUACGUUCGUGGAGUGCAUCAAGUCGUGCGGAGGUUCCGCGGAGAAGCUGCUCCAGCUGAUCGUCAGGGAGUUCGAGUCGUACCGAGACGAGGCCGAUUACGAGGGACACAGGAUCAGCAUCUACAAGCGAGCUCAGAUACUGAUCGGUGACAUCUGGGCCUGCUACGAGGGACGCGGACUUGGCGAGUUCCACGACAUCGACAGCAUCGCGAUGUUCGCCGAUUAUCGUAUCCCCCAAGUGCUUGUAUACUACGGCGCUAUGCGUUACAGUGACUCGCUGAUGAGCAAGCUGAGAUCCGAUGAACCGUUGAAGCAGGGUAGCAGAGAGGAGGUCGAAAUACGUGCCUGCUCGAUCGAGGCAGUCGAACAGGUGUGCGACGAAGUGCGAAGAUUGAUUAAAGCCGAUUCGAAAUUGGGCUUGAACCCGUCGAAGGACGUUAAUGCGAUUAUCAUCGAUCACUAUCUCUGGGACUAUCGUCGAGAGUAUGCUGAAGAAUUGGAGAGCAUUCCAUUCCACAAAACGAGAACUAUAUAUUACUAGAGCAUUUGCGCGGGACGCAAUGAUAUCACCUAUCGAAUGAAGAAAUCAGAAAGUUUUCAUAUAUAUCAAAUUAAAAUUACAUAAUUUCCUUUCCAAUUAUAUUUUAUUAUAUUUUGUAUUGUAUUAUACAAAAAGAAAGAGAAUAAAAUUUGCUAGAUAUUCCAGAAGAAAUUUCUCUUUCAAAUAUUAUAUAACCGAUUAUCAAUGAGAUUAGAUAAUUAUUGAUAAGAUACAAAAGAUAUCGGAAGCGUAUAAUAUUCAGCACUACAACGUAGCAACGUAAGAUUGAGAAAGAGAAUAUAAAACAACCUUUUUAUAUCAUAUAAUGAUAUGAACGUGUUUGAUAUAAAAUAUUUUCACAAAUCAUAUUUUUUUAAAUAUUAUGUAUGAGAGAAAUCAGUAAUACAAUUAUUAAAUUACUGAGAUAAGCUUAGUCAAGCCAGAGAGAGAAAUCUCAUCAUUCUCUACAUUGAGAUCUAAAUCAUAGAAAUAAAAAUUAUCUAUACGAUC